Messenger RNA from Punctularia strigosozonata HHB-11173 SS5, 210 nucleotides. RefSeq lists its product as uncharacterized. The coding region runs from base 1 to 210 and encodes 69 amino acids. The transcript has 2 exons. The record is from RefSeq and is a predicted model, not a curated record. NCBI's taxonomy places the organism in Eukaryota, Fungi, Basidiomycota, Agaricomycetes, Corticiales, Punctulariaceae.
AUGUUCAAGCUCGCCAGUUCCGUUGUGCUUGUAUACAUCCUCAGUAGUGUCAUUGCUGCCCCUGCGCCUGACACUCCACUGCCGUUCAUCCCAGGGGGACCGAUAAUUCCCGCGACUUCGACCCUUCUCUACAACCCUGGAGGACCGAUCAGCACGACGUCGCCGCCCUCCAGGCGUGUGCCGACCACUACUAUCAUUUGCCCGACGUGA